AUGCUGUCUUUCGUGCAGGAGAACAUCGCACAAUUGCAGUCGACGCUCGAUGAUCCGACAAUCGAAUGGAAGAAGCUUGUCCUGGCCCUUUUGUGGCUCGUCUACGGCUUCGAAACAUUUCUCUCGCUUCGUCAAUAUCAGCUCUACAGCCUUGACACCCCACCAGCGACCUUAGCCAGCCAUGUCGACCUCGAGACGUUCAAGAAGUCGCAGGUCUACGGACGGGAUAAGGCUCGCUUUGGCUUAUUUGCCUCUGCCUACAGUCAGCUCAUUAGUGUUGCGCUCGUUUACUUCGACAUCUACGCCUGGAGCUGGACCUUAGCUGGUACGAUCCUGACCCGUUCUGGCCAGACCGACAGCGAGAUCCCACGCUCAAUCGUCUGGAUGAUGAUCAUGUUUAUCAUUCGAGAGAUUCCCUCGAUCCCGCUUACCCUCUAUCGCAAUUUUGUGAUUGAAGAGCGACACGGUUUCAACAAGAUGACCGCUCGGACCUUUAUCACGGACACAGUCAAAGAAUGGUUGCUCGGCUUUAUCAUCGGUGUUCCGCUCGUCUCUGCGCUGCUUUGGAUCAUCCGAUGGGCUGAUAACUCCUUCGUUUCCUACGUCGUCGUUUUCCUCUUCAGCUUCCAGAUCAUCGCCAUGGUGCUAUAUCCAACUGUCAUCCAGCCGCUUUUCAACAAGCUCACUCCCCUUCCGCAAGGUGCGCUUCGAGACCGAGUUGUAGCUCUAGCAUCCUCUCUCAAAUUCCCGCUCAAGCACAUCUAUGUCAUCGAUGGAAGUAAGCGAUCUUCGCAUUCAAACGCCUACUUCUUUGGCGUCAUUCCAGGCGGCAACAAGCACAUCGUCAUCUUCGACACUCUUAUCGAGAAGUCGACUCCAGACGAGAUUGAGGCGGUCUUGGCACACGAGCUCGGCCACUACGCCAACAACGAUCCGACCAAGCUGCUCGUCCUGUCCCAAGUGCAGAUCUGCUUCACGAUGAGCCUGUUCACCCUGUUCAUCAACAAUGUCUCCCUGUACCGAUCUUUUGGCUUCCAAGUUGGUCCCUCGCUUCUCGAAAAGGCCGCCGGAACACCUUCGUCUCAGCUGCUCAACUAUCUUCCUGUGAUCAUCGGUCUGGAGCUCUUCCAGCUUGUCCUCAACCCUACUGAUGCUCUGAUCAAGUUCCUGCUUAACUCGGCUGUUCGCCGAAUGGAGUACGCAGCUGAUCGCUUCGCUGCCACACUCUCGCGCCCAGGCCCCACCCGAUCGGAGCUCGCUGCCGUCGCCGAAUUCAACUCUGAAAAGGAUAAUGCAAGCGUCAAGGUCGAUCCGCAUCAGAAGGAAGAGUACGUUGAGCUUCUCGGCAAAGCGUUGAUCAAGCUACACGUACACAACCUCUCGACCAUGCACCACGACCCUCUCUUUUCGGCAUACCAUUAUUCACAUCCGACAUUAGCCGAACGACUCAAUGCUUUGCAAGCGUUACAUCCCCAAAUCAAGAAACAGAGGUGA
Ustilago hordei is the source of this 1494-nucleotide messenger RNA. Its product is annotated as putative zinc metallo-protease. NCBI's taxonomy places the organism in Eukaryota, Fungi, Basidiomycota, Ustilaginomycetes, Ustilaginales, Ustilaginaceae. Gene Ontology annotation, molecular function: metalloendopeptidase activity. The record is from RefSeq and is a predicted model, not a curated record. Gene Ontology annotation, biological process: CAAX-box protein processing. The transcript has a single exon. Bases 1 to 1494 code for a protein of 497 amino acids. Gene Ontology annotation, cellular component: endoplasmic reticulum membrane.